AUGGUUUUUACAACCCCCAUCGGCCGAAGGAUCGUCUAUAGAUUAAGGCUCGAAUUCCCUUUCACUAACAAUAUAAUCGAAUACGAGGCAGUAAUACAUGCCCUCCGAGUCAUCAUCGCGUUGGGCAUCCAUAAUGUGCGUCUCACAAGCGAUUCACAACUCAUUAUCCGGAAAAUAGAUGGAACGUACCAAGCCUCGGAUCUAUGUCUGCAGCGAUACCUUCAACUCGCUAAGCACUAUAUCGAGCAGAUACCAAACAUCACGUUCCGCCACUUAAACCGAAUCAACAACAGAUAUGCUGAUACCUUAGCAUUCAUAGCUUCCAUGACAGUUAGCCCUGAAGCUACCAAUGUCAGAAUCGAAAAAGUUCUACUCUCCUCCAUUCCAUUGGAAGGAAACAUGGACAUCCUCGUUGUCGACUCAGUAGCCCAGGAGGAAAGUCUGCCAGAGGAUGACUGGAGGACGCCCAUCAUCAAGUAUCUAUCUAACGGAUACCUCCCCAACGAUCAAUUAAUCGCACACAAGAUAAUAUCAAGGUCUGGGAACUACCAACUCCGGGAUGGAAACCAUAGUGGAGGACGAUCCCUCGCUCAUAAAGCAAGAUUACAGGGGUAUUUUUGGCCUCGCAUGAACGAGGACUCGAAGCAAAUGGCAAAAAUUUGCAUAGAGUGCCAAAAAUUUGGCAAAAGAAGACAUGCACCUUCAAUGGACUUAAAGUCCGUCCUAAGUCCCUGGCCAUUCGACAAAUGGGGGGUGGAUAUUGUCGGACCCCUAAGAGCCGGUACUGGACAACGGAAGUAUUUAAUCUUGGCCACAGACUACUUCAUUAAAUGGGUGGAGGCCUCAUCUUUAAGACACAUAAGAGACCAUGAUAUCUUUAAAUUUCUCUUCGAGCAUAUUAUAUGCCGCUUCGGUAUCCCGGCCGCUAUUGUAUCUGAUAACGAGGCACAACCCCAAGGUAAAAACAUCGAUCUUCUCUUUAAUUGUUUCAAGAUCAGAAAAAACAAAUCUAUGCCAAUCUAUGCUGAGAGCAAUGGCCAGGCAGAGGCCACAAACAAAACUAUCGCCGACAUCCUCAAGAAGAGACUUGACGGAUAUGAAGCUAGUUGGUGUGAACAACUACACAACGUCCUAUGGGCCUAUCGAACCACAAAAAUGGAAGCCACAUGA
This is a messenger RNA of Papaver somniferum (opium poppy), 1170 nucleotides long. RefSeq lists its product as uncharacterized. Gene Ontology annotation, molecular function: RNA-DNA hybrid ribonuclease activity; nucleic acid binding. The transcript has 2 exons. Lineage: Eukaryota; Viridiplantae; Streptophyta; Magnoliopsida; Ranunculales; Papaveraceae. The coding region runs from base 1 to 1170 and encodes 389 amino acids. The record is from RefSeq and is a predicted model, not a curated record. Gene Ontology annotation, biological process: DNA integration.